This is a messenger RNA of Dromiciops gliroides (monito del monte), 3487 nucleotides long. RefSeq names its product zinc finger protein 883-like. Gene Ontology annotation, biological process: regulation of DNA-templated transcription. The record is from RefSeq and is a predicted model, not a curated record. Bases 1 to 1938 code for a protein of 645 amino acids. NCBI's taxonomy places the organism in Eukaryota, Metazoa, Chordata, Mammalia, Microbiotheria, Microbiotheriidae. The transcript is spliced from 6 exons.
AUGGAAGCCUGGACAAGAAGCAGGGGUCUGGCGUCAGCUCAGGAGCCAGGCCUGGCAGGGAAGCAUGUCACUCAGCCAGAGGCUGUGGGGUGGGAUCUGAGCCCUGGGGUGGAGUUUGGAUGCCUGGGAGAAGGCCAGGGAUGGAGGGCGGGGCUGCCGGGGCAGCCCCCUCCCCCCAACCUGGGGAGUGAAGGGAAAGACGCCUCCCCCUCUGGCAUCCUGCUCCCUCCCCUGCUCAGCCUGAAGAGGACCAAGACCCGGCCCAAGCGGGAGCCUGAGGGAAUGGCCCCUGGACCCCGAAGACCCCCACGGCAGGACUCAAUGACAUUCAAGGACGUGGCUGUGGAUUUCACACAGGAGGAGUGGUGCCUCUUGAGCCAUUGUCAGAAAGAGCUGUACAAGGAAGUGAUGGUGGAAAACUCCAGGAACCUGCUCUCUGUGGGAAUUCCAGUUCUCAGAGAAGAUUUGCUCUCCCACUUUGAGGAAAACGAAGCAUCGUGGAUCCUGGAUCAAAAAGGCUCAAGGAACUUCUCUCUCGAUGCAGAGACCAGGUUUGACAUGAAGGAGAUAACUACAAAACUGACCAUCUCUGUGGAAGAAUCUUACCAGCAAAGAUUCAUGAGUGACUUCAAUUUGAGAAAAAUUUCUGACUCAAAUAUCAAGAUAGAGAAAAAUCAAAAUAGUAACUGUGAAUUUGAUAAAAGUACAAAGGGUUUCAGACAAUAUUCAGUCCCAAUUCAGUGUAAGAAAAUGACUUCAGAGAAUGAUUGUUUCCAGCAUAGUGAUGAUAGGGAAAGCCUCAUUCAAAAGGCUGGGUUUAUUCAGUCUUAUGAGAAGCCCUCUCAAGUGCAUAUGUAUCAAGGUUUUCAACAGGAAAUGACCUGUGACCUCAUUAGACAUCAGAAAAGUUGUACUAGAGAAAUGCUUUAUAUAUGUAAUGAAGGUGGAAAGGCAUUCACACAGAAUUCCAAACUAGCUCAACAUCAGAAAAUCCACACUGGAAAGAAACCUUAUGAAUGUAAUAGAUGUGGAAAGGCCUUCCGAGACAACUCCAGUCUUGCUGUCCAUCAGAGAAUCCACACUGGAGAAAAACCUUAUAAAUGUAAUCAAUGUGGAAAGGCAUUCACACAGAAUUCCAAACUAGCUCAACAUCAGAAAAUCCACACUGGAGAGAAACCUUAUGAAUGUAAUAGGUGUGGAAAGGCUUUCCGAGAAAACUCUAGUCUUGCUAUACAUCAGAGAAUCCACACUGGAGAAAAACCUUAUAAGUGUAAUCAGUGUGGAAAGGCUUUCACACAGAAUGCCAAUCUUUUUAAACAUCAGAGAAUCCACACAGGAGAGAAACCUUAUGAAUGUCAUCAAUGUGGAAGAGCAUUCCGAGAAAACUCCAAUCUUGCUGUACAUCAGAGAAUCCACACUGGAGAGAAAAUUUAUGAAUGCAGUCAAUGUGGAAAGACUUUCACAAAAAAGUCCACUCUUGCUAUACAUCAGCGAAUCCACUCUGGAGAGAAACCUUAUAAGUGUAAUCAAUGUGGAAAGGCUUUAGCAGAUAAAGCCCAUCUUGUUAACCACCUGAGAAUCCACACUGGAGAGAAACCUUUUAAAUGUAAUCAAUGUGGAAAGGAUUUCCGACACAACUCUAGUCUUGCUGUACAUCACAGAAUCCAUACUGGAGAGAAACCUUAUAAAUGUCAUCAGUGUGGAAAGGCUUUCACUCAGAAGGCCAAUCUUUUGGCACAUCAGAGAAUCCACACUGGAGAAAAACCGUUUGAAUGUAAUCAGUGUGUAAAGACAUUCAGAACAAGAUCCAGUAUUAAGGAACACCAGCGAAUUCACACUGGAGAGAAACCUUACAAAUGUACUCAAUGUGGAAAGACUUUUAGACAGAGCUCUAGUCUUUAUCUUCAUCAGAAAAUCCACACUGGAGACAAAACUUAAGAUUGUAAUCAGUCAGGAAAGGCCUACCUAGAUAGGGCCCAGUUUGUUUACCAUCUGAGAAUCCACACUGGAGAGAAAUCUCAUGAAUAAUAAAAGUGGAAAGACUUUCUGAUAGAAUUCCAGUCUUGCUGUAUAUCAGAGAAGUCACACUGGGAAAAAACCUUAUGUGAUCAGUGUGGAAAGAUUUUCCGACAGGGCCCCUCUUGCUCAACAUCAGAAAAUCCAUACUGGAGAGAAAUCUUAAGAAUAUAAUCAAUGUAGAAAAGCCUUGAAGUAAUAGUCAUCCCUUGUUUCCCAUCAGAGAAUUCCUUUUAGAUAGAAAUUUUUUCACCAUAAUAAAUGAGGAAAAGCAUUCAAAUAGAGUAUAGAGCUUGUUCAAGAUCAGAACAUUUAUUCUGGAGAGAUGCCCUAUAUGGACUCAAUGGGGGAAGGCCCUCAACCAGAAAUCAUCUCUUUAUAUCAGAGGAUUCAUAGUGGAGAGAAGCCUUACAUAUUUGCUCAAUGGAGACAUGAUUUUCCCUGGAAAAGGUAGAUGACUCGACAUGAGUAUAUUCAUUAGGGGAAGCUUAUAAGAGCCAUGCCUUUUCUCAAUGUCAAGACCUUUGUGUAGAGCUUAUACUUGAUUAUAUAUUGGAGAAAUUGUGCUGAAGAUAAAAUUUAUGGGCCAAAGUAAUGAGGGAGGCCUCUUGCCGCAAUUUAGACUUUGUUACCAUAAUUCCUAUGUUGUCUCUGUCCCCAAAUAUUCUUUAAUCUACAUCUUAUGCUCAUCACCUCUCAUUCAGGAGGCAGGUAAUGCAUAUCUUGAUAAAUCUGUGAUAGUGGUUCAUUAUCACAAUACUCUGAGGUGUGACAUCUUUCAAACCGAAUUGCCUUGACAACACUGUUAUUGUUAUCAUUUGUCCCUAGAUUCAAGUCACUGCACACUGCAUUAGUUCAGACAGUUCUUCCCAGCUGUAGGUAAGACACCAGAGUGGGAUGAACAGUCCUGAACAGGGCUUGGACAAGCCCUCACACCAAACAUGUAAUAGAACAGGGGGAUGUCCAGACAGAAUGAGGUUAGCUUUGAAAGUGCCAGGUUGGAUAUUUUAAUUACUCAAGAAAAUCUAGCUAUUAUAAUUUGUUUCUGUUUUGUUUCAGGGUGUAUAUAAAGUGCUUCUUCCAUUUCAUGUUUGUGAAUUUCAAAAUUAAAAAUCAUGAAAUAUUAAUGGUUCCCUUUUCCUUUUUGUCAUUUUCACCAAUUUUGAAGGCAUGACAGGAAAUCACAAAAUAAUGCUAAUAUGACUUUUGCUUACUGUUGGUACUUUGGAAUGUGUUUUCAUGUCAUCAUGGUUGUCAGUAUUUUCAAAAACUUCAUAUCCUUUCAGCACUCAUCUAUUAGCAGUGGCUCUUGGUAUAUACUGGUAUCUAUUCUCAAUAUAUUUUGGAUAAAAUGAAUUUUUUUGGUUAUUUUGACAUAACAUUUGAUAUAUUCUCCCCUCUACAUUUUCUCUGAGUUCCCUGAAUCCACCAGCCCAUUUGGAUUUCCAUGCUAUCUGCCUCUGUACCACCU